Molecule: messenger RNA, 457 nt
Organism: Cephus cinctus (wheat stem sawfly)
Lineage: Eukaryota; Metazoa; Arthropoda; Insecta; Hymenoptera; Cephidae
Product: small integral membrane protein 12
Exons: 1
Coding region: 4-243 (79 amino acids)
Source: RefSeq, a predicted model, not a curated record
AAAAUGUGGCCCAUUGUAAUGGGAGUUCUUCGAAGGUAUGCACCAUAUGUGACACUUCCUUUUGCUGGAGUUAUUGGCUUUUUUGGAUAUCACGUUGAAGGUUGGAUAUCCGAUCGUUAUACGCCUGCAACAGCACCUAUCAGUCAACAGCGACAGGAUCGAUUACUAGACAGUAUAGAUACUGUAUCUUCAAAGAAAAAGCAUAAUCCUCUAGAAGUGAAUCUUUCACCUUCAUUAUCAUAAUUAAAGAUUAUAUACUAUUGGUUUUUUGUAUAUACAUAGAUAGAUUAAAUAUAUCUAAUAUAGUGUAAUUUAGCUAAGAAUUACUUGUGACUUAAAGAGAGUGUUAUAGAUCUUUUAUAAAUCCUAUUUACAACUGUAACAAAGGAAGAAGAUUAAUGCUAUCCUUUAAUACCUUAAAACAUUACGUAUGAAAUAAACCUUAUCAAAAUCAAAA